Diversispora eburnea is the source of this 1972-nucleotide messenger RNA. The record is from the annotation of a GenBank genome assembly. NCBI's taxonomy places the organism in Eukaryota, Fungi, Glomeromycota, Glomeromycetes, Diversisporales, Diversisporaceae.
UAUCACGCAAAAAUUACCAAAAAACAUUUUGGCAGUUCGACAUAACUUUGGAACAAAUUAUCGCAAGCAUUAUUUAAUAACUAAUGGAGAAUUAAGUAAAAAUGCAUCUUCCGAAAAUAACUAUGAAAUAAAUAAGACUAAUAAUAUUGAAGAUAAUGUUGAUAAGAAUAGUAAAUUUAAAAAAUUUAGAGUUACUAUCAACUCUUGCGAUCGUGAUGAAAGUAACUUGAUCAAUUCAACUUCGGAUUUGAGUUCAUGUGAUUCGAAAAUAAAAUCACAAUCAACAAUGGUAGAGAAGGUAGAAAAGAUAGAGACGGUAGAUCCCGAUAUAUUAAAUAUAUUACAAGAUGUUUUCAAAUUAAAAAGUUUUCGAUUAAACCAAUUAGAUGCAAUAAUUUCAACCCUUAAUGGAGAUGAUGUAUUCAGUUUAAUGCCUACUGGUGGAGGAAAAAGUUUAUGUUAUCAAUUACCUGCUGUAUUAGAUAAUAAGAGAAAUAACAAAGUCACGUUUGUGAUCUCUCCACUUUUAUCACUUAUGCAUGAUCAAAUCUCUCAUUUAAAUAAUUUGGGAAUUUAUGCUUUGGGAAUAGAAGCAAACCAAGAUUCUGGAUACCGAAAUAUGAUUUAUCGUGAACUUGAUAAUCCUGUAUCUAAACUCACCUUACUUUAUUUGACACCAGAAAUGAUAAAUAGAAGUAAUAAAUUACAAGGUUUAAUUCAAUUAUUUUAUAGUAAAGGACGAUUGGGCCGAUUUGUGAUUGACGAAGCUCAUUGUGUUAGUCAAUGGGGUCACGAUUUUAGACCAGAUUAUGUAGAGUUAGGAAAAAUGAAAUGUAUAUUCCCUGAUAUACCAGUGAUGGCACUUACUGCAACUGCAACUACGAUAGUCAGAGAAGAUCUAAUACGUAAUCUUGGAAUAUCAAAUUGUAAAGUCUUUACAACUGGAUUUAAUAGAAAAAAUUUGAUAUAUGAAGUUCGAAAAAAGAGUUCUAAUGUAGAAGGACAAAUCUAUAAAUUUAUUCAAGAUUCAUCUAAUAAAGAUAAAACAGGAAUUAUAUAUUGUACUUCUAAAGCUUCAUGCGAAAAGGUUGCGAAAAAACUUACUGAACAUGGAUUGAAAGCAGCUUAUUAUCAUGCAGGAAUGGAUAAACAAGAUCGAUUAAGACUUCAAGAUGAUUGGCAUAGUGGUCGUAUUCACAUUAUUGUAGCAACAAAUGCAUUUGGAAUGGGAAUUGAUAAACCAGAUGUACGAUAUGUAAUUCAUCAUUCUUUCCCUCAAUCUUUAGAAGGAUAUUAUCAAGAAACUGGUCGAGCUGGAAGGGAUGGAUUAGAUUCAAAAUGUAUACUAUUCUAUUCAUAUGCGGAUAAAUUCCCUAUACAAAAAUUAAUUGAUUCUUGUGAAGGAGAGAAUGUUCAAAAAAGGCAACAACGAGAAAAUUUAAAAGAAAUGAUUCGAUAUUGUGAAAAUCAAAUUGAUUGUCGACGGGAAAUAAUAUUACAUUAUUUUGAAGAAAGUUUUGAUCGUAAAGAAUGUAAACAAGGAUGUGAUAAUUGUCAAAAUCAACCAACCAUCUCACGAAUACAAUUUGAUGCUACCGAAAUAGCCAAAAUUAUGGUACAACUUAUAAAAUUAAAUCAAAGAGCACAUGUAACAAUGCAACAAAUAGUUAAAAUGAUGAAUCAAGAUACUGAUAAAAACUUAAUAAAAAUUGUUCAAAGAAAAAACCUUAAACUUCCACCAGGAUUCCAACCCACGGAUCUCACUCGGGAUGAAAUAGAAAAGAUUUUUAAAAUCAUGGUUCUUAAUGAUAUUUUAAUAGAAAAUAUCCACCCUAAUUAUAUGGGAUUUAUUUCUACAUACGUCAUGGUGGGUCCAAGAGCUGAUUUGUUAAAUGAUGAGACGGAAAGGAUUAUAAUAGACCGUAUAGUAAGUACAUCAAUUCUUAAUCUAGGAUAUAAUAUUAUUUAUUGA